This is a messenger RNA of Coprinopsis cinerea okayama7#130, 1440 nucleotides long. RefSeq lists its product as hypothetical. The transcript has a single exon. The record is from RefSeq and is a predicted model, not a curated record. Bases 1 to 1440 code for a protein of 479 amino acids. Lineage: Eukaryota; Fungi; Basidiomycota; Agaricomycetes; Agaricales; Psathyrellaceae.
AUGUCCACCUCACCACCCAUUCUGAAAAUCCCGACUGAGGUACUCGCCUGCAUCAUCGAGGGAACGCUGUGGCAUCCGAAGCUUCGGGGGAGGUCUGACUGCAAGGCUCUCGCCGAUUUGCAACUCGUCUGCAGGAAAUGGCGAGACGUGAUCCAGCUUCACAUGCCGCGACUCUGGCAGGGGCUUUGUCUCAACUAUACAAAGCGAUUUCCCAGCGUCGAGAUUCUGAACGAGUGGUUUGAUAGGGGCGGAACCUCGCCACUUCUCCAGCUGGUCAUCUCGGCUGGAUCCCGCUUUCGCACAGCUGCGGACGAGUUGCCUGUGGGUUUCCCUUCCUUUGUCGCAAGCCGACGUUGGAAACGCUUGGAAUUGGACGGUCUGCCUGGCACCGUCUCGUGCGAGGUUCUCGGAGCUGCCCUUCAAGAACACCAAAUGGGCCGUGGAAACCUUUGGGCCUCGGUUCGCGAAUUCGCCGCAAGCAUCGGCCACGUCGACGACCGUAUCGAUCUCACCUCUAUGGCCACUGUCCUCCCUGCAUUGGAAUGUCUUCGCAUCACGGCUUGGACCAUGUCCUCUCGUCAAGCUCAAAACUUGACACACCCCUCCCUCGUCUCAAUCACCCUGUUUCGGUGCAAGGCGUCGAGCUCGGCUUUUGCUUCAGUCUUCUCGGAAAACAGCCUCCCCUGCCUUCAGGAAGUCAUCAUCGAUUCCUGUAACCGGAUCGCCACUACCCCUUUCCACCCCCCAGAGAUACGGGUGAAUCGCAGCGUGGAGCGUUUGGUCAUCGUUCAAGGGCAAUCGAUUUACGCCUUGGGGAAGAUUACAUUCCCAAACCUCAAAUUCCUCCGCUUAGAGGACACAGAGACCCCUAUUCCGGGCAACUCGCACGAGAGACAGCACUGUCUUUACGCCUUUGCUCGGAGAUCGUGUCGGAACGUCCACACACUUACGCUCGAAGACGCCGAUCAAAGAGUUGAGGACGACGCUUUCCUCAUCGCCAUGUCGCCUUCACUUCGAUGUCUCGCUGUUCGCAACGGUGACCCGUUCUCCCUCAUUGACCCUGCUGAAAACCCCUUGGCUACCCUUUCCGAGAUUUUCAUGAGGGACUCGCCUCUCAGUCAAGGUCAGAACUACUUGCCCGACCUCAACCACGCUCCGCCUAGCAGCCCGUUGGUGAACCACGUCGUCAAGUAUUUCUCCCGUCGUUGGCAAACCUCGUCUGAUGAUCAUCGCCCAUCCACUGUCACAAUCACGUCGCGAAAGCCAGCCAUUUCAAGACUAGUGCUAGACCGCGCGGCUCGACAAAUGUACGCCGAGGUAAACCGUCAGGACUUAUUGAAGGCCGGUGUUGAAGUCGUAGACGAUCAUGACCAUUGGAAUAAUCCCUUCGGAAGUUGGUCCGCUACUCUCGCUCGUCGUGUCAAUGGGUCAGGCUAUUAG